Molecule: messenger RNA, 2254 nt
Organism: Mycena citricolor
Lineage: Eukaryota; Fungi; Basidiomycota; Agaricomycetes; Agaricales; Mycenaceae
Source: the annotation of a GenBank genome assembly
GAUCGAUUCAUGAUCGACGUCCUGCAUUUCCCGACACGAGGCUCCGCAGACGUCGCACCGAGGGCGGCGAGUUGUUGCGUUACCGCUCAACAAUCUUCAGAUACAUCGAGGUACCUGGCGAAGCCUGAAGUCAAGUCUGUGAGACAGGGAGCCGGUAAUGUAGGGGAUCCCGACACAAUUCAGGCGACCCAACGGCUGAUUUGCACGGAUUUGCGCCCAAUUCUCACGAGCGCCGGAGAUGCAACCCCAUUUAGGUCAAGCCCAUGAAGAAGCGAACGCAAAUCCGCUUGUCGGACGGCGCCCGAGGAGACAGGCAAGAUAGACGAUGGCUUUGUGCUAAUUUAUUGCCGAGCCGCUGCAAAUCCCCCGCUGGGAAUCCGCGGAGCAGACAUUGCCGAAAGGGUACUAAUAGCACGUAUGGCUUCUUCUUCGAGAAAAUCCCGGCCUUUAUCUUUGACUGGACGCUCCUCCUGGCGUCUACUUAAAGGCCCCGAGAAGUCAUAAUUAACAGCACAUCUGUUCUUCGCCCACAAUUACAGCGUCUGCAGUACACUAUGGCCCCCACCAUUGUCCUCCCCAGCAUUCACGAGAUGUUUCCCGAACACUUGAUGAUCGCGCGGCCCGGCCCGCCACCAGCAGCGCCAGCAGCCUCUCGGCCGCACUUCCAUCCCUAUCUCCCCGCCACCACACCACCGCCGGCUCAUGCCUCGACCUCGCAGCGCGCGAGGGUCCGCCUUCCCUCGAUACACACGGCCCUUCCACCCACGACCGGCUCUCCCGCGUUCUCAUUUGACGUACUCAAAAACGAUCCGCGAACGUCGUCGCUGACGCACAUCGCGUCAAGCCGACCGCGGCGCCCAACGACAUCCUCCUCCUCCUGCUCCUCUGAUGAUCUGGACUUGCAAGACGGUGAUGACGAGUCGGGGGAUUUCGGGCCAGAGGAAGAGGAGGGGAAGAAACAUCUGUGUCCCACGUGCGGCAAGCGGUUCAACCGGCCCAGCAGCCUGCGAAUCCACGUUAACACGCACACCGGCGCGACGCCAUUCCGCUGCCCAUACCCUAAUUGCGGACGCGCUUUCAACGUGAACUCGAACAUGCGUCGGCAUUUUAGAAAUCACGGCGCGCCUCCGCCGCCGACUCCCUUGAGCCCAGUUGACGGCGCUCGUGCGCAUGCGGCAUCUCGGCGGUCGUCUCCAACGCUAUCAGUGUCUCCCCCGCCGUCGUCGGUGACGUCGUCCUGUUAUUCACCUCUCACACCUGUCUCGCCGCUGUGGCGGGAUCACGCUCAUCCGUACCAUUCUUACACUGCCAAGACGAGUCCGACGACAUUCUUCGAGAGUGAUGUGCGGAGCGAGAGGCGAUGACAGAGAAUGCCCUUGGCUAGAUUCUUGUCAUUCCCCCCUACAUUAGCUCGUUUGUUCCCUCGAUGUAAAAUCCGACGAUGUAAUAUCAGAGAAGAAUGCAUGUGUACGACCUAUUUACUGUACGCCACUCGCCAGACAAACUCUUAGCGACCGACAACGACGGGAUGUCCCUCAAGAUUGUGUUCUGUGUCGAUGAAUCCUGGUUAAUUCCUGGAUAAUUUAAUCUGGAUUUCUUGACCUACUCCUUGCAAUCCUUUCUCCUUCCCGUGAUCCAUACAAUUCCAGUGAACAGUUUGGACAAAAUUCACCAUUGCGGAUUCUUUUCUGGGACGGAUUAUGGGCAGAACCUCGGGAUUUGAUGUCCCGGAUAAUUAAGCCACGUUUUCGUUUUUUGCAACGAUGACAAAAGAUGGUCUGCCCGCGACCAUGACGGUGAUUAAAAGCUCACUCUGAGCUUAUGUUGAGCACACUGAGUUUCUGCCGACCGGAGUCAAAUCCAACUGGAUCCGGGCCCCAGUACUGAUGACUGUGUGCACCAAUAAGAAAGCUCGAAAUCCGCAACCCCGGUGAAUUAUUCGUAAUUAGCUCAAGCUUCAUGAUUCACAGGGACCCAGCUGCUGGAUUCAUCCCUUCGUGGGUUCCAGCACCGGCAGAUCGACACAAGAUCCUCGGCGAUCCUCAAGUAGGGCUGUCCGAUGACCGUAUUGAGACCCGGUGCGUCUUCAGCUAUUCUCACGGCAUGUGAUUCGAUUCCAGCCGCAGAGACGAAUAGACCCAGCUGACAGACAAGCUGCUGGGCUGAAUCCAGCACUCAUCCUGUCAGCGAACGAUCGCACCUGAUUAGUCGCCGGACGAUGCGGAUCCGGGAUCUCCGGUGAAGCUUGACCUUG